Messenger RNA from Anguilla anguilla (European eel), 2201 nucleotides. RefSeq names its product glycerate kinase (gene glyctk). NCBI's taxonomy places the organism in Eukaryota, Metazoa, Chordata, Actinopteri, Anguilliformes, Anguillidae. The record is from RefSeq and is a predicted model, not a curated record. The transcript is spliced from 6 exons. Gene Ontology annotation, cellular component: cytoplasm. Gene Ontology annotation, biological process: protein phosphorylation. The coding region runs from base 360 to 1856 and encodes 498 amino acids. Gene Ontology annotation, molecular function: glycerate kinase activity.
UUAGUACUACAUUUCCCAUACUAAAUGCUGGUGUCACACUGUACCUUCUAUGCUAGUAUGUCGAAAAAGCUUAUUUAAAAGAUAUUUUGGCUUCAUCCACAAGGGACGUCGCGGUCACAGUAGCUGAAUCAUGUUUUCCCAACGUCCUGUGUAAAGCUCCAAUAAGCGAGCAAGCACACGUGCCCUACUGUUGCAUGGUGGGGAAGACUGGAAUGGACUCCAGGAGAGGAGCUGGCAGGAGCUUCACACUGACUGACUGUUGACCCUUGCUGACUCAGUGGAACCUUUCAUGCGCACGCAUAAGCUUACAGGUCCCCUCUGCUGUCCCAUUUCUCUCAGGGGGAGUGUCAGUGCGGAGCAUGUCGCUAGACGAGCGGGUGCGGGAUGUGUUUGCGGCUGCGGUGGGAGCAGUGCAGCCCGACAGCGUGGUGCGUAGAAGCCUGGAACGGAGAGGAGAUCGCCUCCAUGUGGCUGGACACAGCUUUGACCUCAGACACAACCUUCACCUAGUGGGCUUUGGCAAGGCUGUUCUUGGUAUGGCAGCUGAGACGGAAAGGAUUGUGGGAGACCACUUAGUGAAAGGUGUUGUCAGCGUGCCACAUGGUAUCCAGGAGAUAUUGCGACACCAUGGAAAAGGACAAAUGCUACUUGGAGCAGACACUCGUAUUGAGGUGUUUGAAGGUGCCAAGCACAACUUGCCUGAUGCCAAUGCCCAGAAAGCAGCUAAACGCAUCCAUGAGCUGGCCAGUGCUCUCACCGAAUCUGACCUGCUGCUUGUGCUAAUUUCAGGUGGUGGUUCGGCACUCCUGCCAGCUCCAGUGCCACCCAUCUCACUGGACGAGAAACAGGAUGUGACACGAAAAUUAGCAGCUGCUGGUGCCACCAUCCAGGAGCUGAACACGGUGCGCCGUGCCCUCUCCUUGCUAAAAGGAGGCGGUCUGGCCCACUUUGCCCACCCUGCCCAGGUGGUGGCUCUGAUCCUGUCAGAUGUGAUAGGAGACCCUUUGGACUUGAUCGCCAGCGGCCCCACAGUGCACACUGAGAUGCAGCCGGAGGAGGUGUGGGCCAUCCUGGAGUGCCAUGGGCUCUCUGCCUCGCUGCCUGCAUCCGUCAGGGAGGUGCUGGGGAAAGCAGGACCACAGUAUACACAGGAGAAGAAGCAAUACGAGGGCGUGGGGCGUGUGCUGAACACUGUGAUCGGCUCAAACAGCAUCGCUCUGGAGAGUGCAGCCCGGCUUGCACAGGAGAUGGGUCUUCGUCCAGUUGUGCUGUCCCCUGGGGUGUGUGGGGAUGUGCGCUCUGUCGCCCAUCUCUACAGUCUGCUGGCCCGCUUUGCCUGUGCGCCAGGUGCCUCCUCACCUGACCUGAGCACCUUUAUCCUGCAGCUGGGCCCGGAAGUGGGCGUGGAGAGCUGGGAUCUGUGCCGUGUGAUGCAGACGCUGAGUGAGGGCCGUGGGGAAGGCUGGGAUGCCACCUGCCUGCUGGCAGGAGGAGAGCCCACGGUGCAGCUGACGGGGACGGGGAAGGGUGGGCGGAACCAAGAGCUGGCACUGCGACUAGGGAUGGAGCUGGGCAGGGAGAGCCUCUUGCAGGACGUAGUGUUCUUGAGCGGAGGGACAGAUGGGCAGGACGGACCCACGGAGGCAGCCGGAGCUGUGAUUGAUGGGAGGCUGCGUCAGGAGGCACUGGGGCAGGGGCUUGACCAUAAACCUUUCCUCAACAACAACGACUCUUUUACCUUCUUCUCACAGCUCUCUGCUGGCCGGCACCUGCUUCUGCCUGGGCUCACUGGUACCAAUGUGAUGGACGUGCACCUGCUACUAUUACCCACACCUGCAACCACCCCCACCCCGUGACGGCAUCUCCCAGCCCUGGCCCAAGUGGGCCCACUGGGAUCACAUACAGUUCUACUGGAACAGGAUUGUGAGGAUGGACAGACAAUAGCACUACGAACUAAGAAGACAAAGGGAGGGGCACCAUGCAGUGACUACAUCAGGCGUAGCCCAGAUAAACACUAAAACUGUGGGACCAAGACGGAGAGAGGCUGCUGUAAGCAUCACAUUUGUCAGAAAUGCUAUCUGAAGUAGUCUGCCUGUUUUACCUGUAUUGUAUUUUGUAGUAUUCAUUUUCAGUUCUACUGCUCUCAGGACACAUGGAAAAUACACUGGAUGUGGUAUUGCUUAAAUAAAGGAUAUUAUGUA